This is a messenger RNA of Hyla sarda, 1506 nucleotides long. Its product is annotated as loricrin-like. Lineage: Eukaryota; Metazoa; Chordata; Amphibia; Anura; Hylidae. The transcript has 3 exons. The coding region runs from base 1 to 1506 and encodes 501 amino acids. The record is from RefSeq and is a predicted model, not a curated record.
AUGAUAGUUGAGAUAGUAGUGGCGGUGGAGAUGGUGAUGGUGGCAAUGAUAAAAGUCGGCAUAGUGGCUGAUAAUAAACAGCUGGUAAAAUUGGUGGUGGAGAGAAUGGUGGUGUGCAUGUGGAGAUUCUGUGAUGAAGGGGGUGGAGGUGGUAAUGGUGAUGCUAGUGAUGGAGGUGGUUAUAGUGGUGGUAAUAGUGAUGAAGGGGGUGGAGGUGGUAGUGGUCAUGCCAGUGAUGGAGGUGGUUAUAGUGGUGGUAAUAGUGAUGAAGGGGGUGGAGGUGGUAGUGGUGAUGCUAGUGAUGGCGGGGGUGAUAGUGGUGGUAAUAGUGAUGAAGGUGGUGGAGGUGGUAGUGGUGAUGCUAGUGAUGACGGUGGUUAUAGUGGUGGUAAUAGUGACGAAGGGGGUGGAGGUGGUAAUGGUGAUACUAGUGAUGGCGGUGGUGAUAGUGGUGGUAAUAGUGAUGAAGGGGGUGGAGGUGGUAGUGGUGAUGCUAGUGAUGGCGGUGGUUAUAGUGGUGGUAAUAGUGAUGAAGGGGGUGGAGGUGGUAAUGGUGAUGCUAGUGAUGACGGUGGUGAUAGUGGUGGUAAUAGUGAUGAAGGGGGUGGAGGUGGUAGUGGUGAUGCUAGUGAUGGAGGUGGUGAUAGUGGUGGUAAUAGUGAUGAAGGGGGUGGAGGUGGUAGCGGUGAUGCUAGUGAUGGCGGUGGUGAUAGUGGUGGUAAUAGUGAUGAAGGGGGUGGAGGUGGUAGUGGUGAUGCUAGUGAUGGCGGUGGAUAUAGAGGUGGUAAUAGUGAUGAAGGGGGUGGAGGUGGUAGAAGUGAUGCUAGUGAUGGAGGUGGUGAUAGUGGUGGUAAUAGUGAUGAAGGGGGUGGAGGUGGUAGUGGUGAUGCUAGUGAUGGCGGUGGAUAUAGAGGUGGUAAUAGUGAUGAAGGGGGUGGAGGUGGUAGUGGUGAUGCUAGUGAUGGAGGUGGUGAUAGUGGUGGUAAUAGUGAUGAAGGGGGUGGAGGUGGUAAUGGUGAUGCUAGUGAUGGCGGUGGUAAUAGUGGUGGUAAUAGUGAUGAAGGGGGUGGAGGUGGUAGAAGUGAUGCUAGUGAUGGAGGUGGUGAUAGUGGUGGUAAUAGUGAUGAAGGGGAUGGAGGUGGUAGUGGUAGUGGUGAUGCUAGUGAUGGCGGUGGUGAUAGUGGUGAUAAUAGUGAUGAAGGGGAUGGAGGUGGUAGUGGUAGUGGUGAUGCUAGUGAUGGCGGUGGUUAUAGUGGUGGUAAUAGUGAUGAAGGGGGUGGAGGUGGUAGAAGUGAUGCUAGUGAUGGAGGUGGUGAUAGUGGUGGUAAUAGUGAUGAAGGGGGUGGAGGUGGUAGUGGUGAUGCUAGUGAUGGCGGUGGUGAUAGUGGUGGACAUGGGUUCAAUAGACUUAGAAUGGAGCUUCUCUCCUGCGACGAGAUGGAUCAAGCAGAGAGUCUGGGAGAGAAGCAUAUUCCCAUCAGUCUAAACAUUGGUGGGGGUCUCUGA